AUGGACUCAGAAUAUAGUGAAUCAGAAUACGAUCCGAAUGAUGAGCGUUGGGAUGAUUGGGAGGAAGAGGAGGGAGAUCAUCAAGAUCUUAAAUGUUUAUUUUGUGAUGAAUUAUUCCCUUUGGCGAACGACUUGUUUAGCCAUUGUUUGUAUCAUCAUGGAUUUGAUUUUCAAAAAAUUCGUACAGAAUUGAAACUCGAUUUUUAUCAAUGUAUUCGUUUGAUAAAUUAUAUUCGUCAUCAGGUUUUGAACGAUUCCGAAUUCAAAAAUUUUCAAGAGAUUCUCGACAAUGAUGUUUACCUUAAGCCAACACUUGAAGGAGAUCCUUUAUUAUAUGCUUUUGAUGAUGUAGAAAAUGAUGAUGAUUUUGAUAAAGAUGUGGGUUCGCAAAGUCAAGAUCAAAAGGGAAUUGACAUCGAUCCUACUACUCCUUUAGAGCAUGAACUUUUAAAAAAACUUCGCCUUUCAGAGGAACGACAUUUUUACACCGAAGUAAGGCUUAAAACCAUUGAAUCACAAUUCAAUGAAUAUCGUAGUAUGGUCAAAGAAUCCUUCUUUGACGUUUAUUCCGAUGUAGUAAGCGAACGAUCAACAAAAUCUUUAAAGGUUUCAAGCAGUUAUGAAGAUAGGACAAAUUAUUAUUUUAACUCUUAUGCAAAAAACGAUAUUCACGAAGAAAUGCUAAAAGACCGAAUUCGCACUGAGAGUUACCGCGACUUUAUUUAUGAAAAUAAAGACAUCUUCAAAAACAAGAUUGUAUUGGAUGUUGGAUGCGGUACUGGUAUAUUAUCAAUGUUCGCAGCAAAAGCGGGCGCGUCCAAAGUUCUCUCCGUGGAUAAGUCGGAUAUAAUAGAAAGAACUAAAGAAAUUGUAAAAGAAAAUCAAUUGGAUAAUAUAAUUACAUUAAUUAAUGGAAAGGUCGAAGAGGUAAAUCUUCCUGUGCAAAAAGUAGAUAUAAUAAUUUCCGAGUGGAUGGGAUAUUUCUUAUUUUUUGAGGCUAUGUUGGACUCGGUGAUUGCUGCGCGUGAUAAAUGGCUGGCACCAGGCGGCAUUCUUGCGCCCAGUCAUUGUCGUCUUUUAUUAACAGCAAUUGAAGAUGAAGAAUUAUUCAAUGACACUUUUAAUUUUUGGAACGAUGUCUACGGGUUUAAAAUGACGGCCAUGAAAUCUCCUAUACAAACUUCGGUCAUAGUAGAAUAUGUGAAACCGCAGGCUAUAAUUACAAAUGUCGUACCCGUUAAGGAUGUGCCCCUACAUACAAUCCAUAAAUUCCGGUUAGAUUUCACCUCACCAUUUACCUUGGUAUCCACUCGAAAUGGUUAUAUUCACGGGUUCUUGGGAUAUUUUGAUACGUGGUUUACACGUGACGAUCGUGAAAUUCCAUCAUCUCAGAAUAUUGAUGAUAAAAUUGAUGGGGUUUUAGGUUUUACCACGGGUCCAAAGGGUGAAGUUACUCACUGGAGACAAACCAUUUUCCUCUUGGAGCAAAGCAUAAAAGUUGAACAAGGAACAAUAAUUAAUGGCACAAUGGAUUGCAAAAAAAGUAUAGAUAACCCGCGUGAUCUUGAUUUCGAAAUUCGUUAUCAAGUAGUGAAUCAAAAAGAGGAAGAUCCCAAACAACGUAUACAAAAGUUUUAUUUGCGAUAA
Molecule: messenger RNA, 1647 nt
Organism: Funneliformis geosporum
Lineage: Eukaryota; Fungi; Glomeromycota; Glomeromycetes; Glomerales; Glomeraceae
Source: the annotation of a GenBank genome assembly